ACCUAAAAGCGUGCCCUCGUCGCCGAUGAUGAAGCGGGCGUUCUCGAGGCUCGGCACCAUCACCGCCGGCUGGGGACGAAGCAUCAAGAAACACGGGAGCGGGAACACGCUGCAAACGGAGGAUCGGAAACGUUGGGCUAGCUCGCAGGAUUGCAGCAACAAAGAGGCGAAGGAGAAGGAGAAAGCAGCUCAACAGUUGGCGGUGCCGAGGCUCAGCGUGUGCGCCGAUGCGCAGAAAGUCGACAGAGCGAAGCUCGCGCAGACCGAGUUCGACAUCAUCGAGUUCGACCCGAAGACGUUCAAGAUCCUGCUGAACUACCUGCAGACGGGCUCCUGCCCGUUGACCUGCAGCAACAUCCCGGGUCUGAUCUGCGCGGCGGAGCACUACGACCUGCCGGAGCUUCUUCAGGCGUGUUUCCACCACGCGAAGCAGUUCCUGCGGAUCGAGAUCGUGUGCGUGAUGCUGUGCGCGUUGGAGAACUACUGUUGGCGAUACACGUCCGCUUCGGAGCUGGUGAACAUGAUCCUCGCGUUCAUCGAGACCAGGGCUUACCAGCUGUUCCAGAAUCCGGACUUCCUCACGCUGAGCGAGUCGAUGGUGCAGAUGAUCAUGGGCAGGGGGCUGGAGGUGGGCGAGAUCAAGAAGUUCGAGGCGAUGCUCGAGUGGGCGAAGAACAGGAUCAAGGACAGGAAGUCGAGCAAAGUGGACCCGAAGGUCGAGUUCAAGUGCAUCAUGGAGAGGCUGAGCAGAGACCUGAAAUUGCACAGGAUAACGCCCCAGGAGCUCAUCAGGGUGAGAGUUCGCCACAAUAUAAUUUCUGUGUCGUCGUCGUCGUCGUCAUCUUCCUUUUCUGUCGUUUUAGAUCGUUUUGCCGUCGAAGGCCAUCAGAAACGAGAAGAUCCUGGAAACGCUGAUGUACCAGGCGAACUCUGGAAUUUACAGGAACGUCGACAGCUACUUGGAAGCUUACCAGAAGAAGGUGCAGAAUCAGGAGAGCUUCGACUGCGGCAUGUAAGAGGCUGCAUCUGUUCGAUACAAUUGUAUCAACUUCCAAUCGGCUCUCUCUCCAGUAAG
This is a messenger RNA of Heterotrigona itama, 1075 nucleotides long. NCBI's taxonomy places the organism in Eukaryota, Metazoa, Arthropoda, Insecta, Hymenoptera, Apidae. The record is from the annotation of a GenBank genome assembly.